CAAUCUCAUCUCCAAUCUCUCUGCUACCCCUGAAUCCGUAUCCGUCCCGAUAAACUUUUGCUAUCCCCCUAUCCCUAUCCACACUUGGUCGCGUACAACUCCCAACUCCUCUUUUUUGCUUCAACCCUCGCCGUCAGGUCGACAAUCCACGCACGCCCGCCCCAGACACAAUCUGCAUCUGCAUCUUGUGCCUGCCUGCCUUUCGAUAGCCCCGAGGCGGACGAUAUAAUUUCCGGCCUGCAGUCUGCAGUCUGCGCAUCGCACUGCCGCGACUUUUUUCCCACCCUGUCCCCUGGCCGAAUGCAUUGCGUCUAGACACUCCACCACCACCUGCAUUCGCAAUGCCGGGCUUCUUCUCGAGGCUCAAGGGCAGAGAUGGCCCUUCGAAGGUCAAGAAGGGCGCACUGCAGCCCGCCAUCGAUGCUGCUCCCCCGAAGCCGAGAUGGGAGGAUGCAUGGUCGCGCAAGACGAUUGAGCCGCAGGAGGUACAGGAGCUGCUCCACGGCUGCACCGUCGAAUUGAAGGCACGAGCGUUGGACACUCCCUUCCUCAUCCUCCCAUUCCGACCAACGUCAGAUCCAAGCGCAGCGCGUACAUUUAUUAGGCAUUACUUUGACAGGAGUCAACAGCUAUAUGGAGAGGUUUUGGCACAAGAGCUACGGCUGACAGACCCAAUGGUUCUGUGCAGUGUGGUCAAAUGGUGCUGGAGUAGACUGCCCGGAGGUGUUGUAGGAUGGGAGGCGUACGAUCUGUUCAGAGUGGGCGAGCAAGACUCGAAUAUGGCCCGAGACUCGUUUGCGACUUUUAUACCCCUGAGUGUGGACUCGAACGCGCGAGCUCAAAUUAUCUUCGAUUUCUUCGACCUGCUUUCAGCGAUUGCAGCACACGCAAAGACGAACGGUCUUGGAGGAAGAAAGUUGUCAAGAUUAGCAGGCUGGUGGGCCUUUGAACAUUCUGAUAUUGGCAAUGGCUUUGAAGGGGGAUAUAAAACAUGGGCUUCAGCUGCAGAUGCUGCCAGCCACCUAUUCUUUGCCUACCUCCGAUCAUUGUCGCCUCAAUCAGUUAAAGGCAUUAAUGGAAUCUCGAAGCUCCCAAUGUCCCUCCAGAAGCUCGUUCAAGAAACCGAAUACCCACCAGAACGACCAUCGUUGUUGCAAUCGACAACUACAAAGGUGGUCAUGAUUGUAGAUUCCGUCUCACCUACACCAUUUAUGCUCUUGCGCCGAGCCAAUCACUUCCAAUAUCGAGACGACGAUAGAGCCCUACAAGAUUUUGCGGAAUACGAGGAUCCAGUGAAGGCUUUGACAGAUGAAUGUCGUCGUGUUCUGCGGUCAAUUUCCUCGGCAAACCAGUCCCAAGUCUCAACCUCCAAGGAGUCGACUGGAUUAAGCGAUGCAUCAUGGUCUAGAUUCGAGGAUAUAGGCUUCUCUGCCACAUUCGACGAGCAGGAUGAGGAUGAGGAUGACGAGAGCAAUUUUGCCAAGAGACGUCCACAAGGUCUAAGGACGACACCACACUCGAGGAAUAUGGGUAUGGGCAGACCGACUACACCAUCCUGGGCGGAUUUCCUUUCUUCUGGCUUCGUUGACGAAGCGACUAAUGGUCCAGCACCUCUAUUAUUACCGCCCGACAAGAUUCUGCCCCCUAUUGACACCCGUGGACGCAGCUCCCAGUCGCAUAGGCCUAGACUCGAAGCGAAUCGCAAUCUCGAACCUGGCGAGCUGGCAAGUAUCGCCCGAUUCGACCUUGACGAUUCCUUUUGGUGGGUAUGGAUUAGCAGUUUGGCUGGAGAGGAAGUCGCGGAGAGAAAGGCUACUUUUGGACGUUGUGCACUAGUGGAGACAGUGAUUCCUGGAGGACGAUGGCUCGUAAUGGAAGAGAUGGUCAAGGGGGCUGCACCAGCCCCCGAAGAAGGCGCCUAUAUUGCAGAGAAGAAGAGUUUCUGGGGCCGAUCAAAGAAGAACAAGGCUAUGACUCGGAGAAAGUCCACCGGAAAGCAAUCUCUGGAACAAAAUCCCAACCUCCGGCCAGGAUUCAAGACCAAUCAAAGUGUUGGAGUCAGCAAGACUAGCCUUGGUCCAGAUCAGCAUGCUCGGAUUCAGGCAGCAGCAAUCCAGCUUCAACAGAAGCAGAGGCAGCAGGAACAGGAACAAUAUAAUUCGAGAAGAGGACGGAGUGAUGUGGAUAAUUAUUCACAGAAGACCAAUAGCGUUUUCACUCUUCAGCCAGUCAUCAUGAAGGAAGCUUCGCCGGCAAUGAAAUGGGCAAAUACAUACGACAAGGAAGCCAUCAGAGAAGCCUAUCUCGCCAACGCCAAUCAUGGGCGAGGUCUCGCCGAGGCAACCAUGCAAACGAAUGGUCACGCCAAGAGUCAGGAUACUCUGAGGCCGGCUCAAAACUUGCAGCGCGAGAACUCGCGGGACAGAGAGCUCCCAGCUGUGCCAACGUCAUCAGUGGGACCAGCCGUUCCCUCAAAGACAACUUCUCCGCCCUUCUCACCGAGCCCAGCGCCGGAACAAGACGAGCCUCAUCUCUCUGAAAAGGAAGUCGAAACGGCACCACCUCAAGAACCCCAUCCCGUAGAACGGAAACCAAUUCAACCCCGCAUUUCGUCCAAACCUCAAGAGCCCCGCGUUGAACAGCCAAGUGUCGAGCUCCCAAGAGAGCCCCCAAGAUCUUCAGUCGAUCAAAGCGGGUCCAGCCCCGAGAGCAAAGCCAAGCACAACAAGCUCAAGAAGAAGACGGAGCCUUCCAGCGGCGGCGGCUUCAGAAAGAUGUUCGGCCGCAACAAGAACCGUCAAUCCAAGGUCCCUGAAAAUGCAGGCGAAGUCAUCAACGGUAGCCAGAACCUCCAGCCGGCAACCACCGGCAUAGGACAUCGAUUCUCCAGGAGGGGAAAGAGCCCGGUCGCCUCUCCCGCCUCCGAAGCAGCUCCAUCCGAAUCCGGCCACCGGGUCUCCGAAGACGACACCACGCCGGUCGCCUCGCCCCAGCACUUCGAGCGCUCGUACGACCCGUCUAUCCAAGACACCCUAUCCCGAGUCGACACAAACGAUGCACACGAAGCUCAUCAAGCCUUUUCUAGCUUCGACCAAGGACCCCUUGAAGACGUCCCUGCGUUCGUACCAGAAGACUCUCCAAGACACAGCGAAGACGAUGUAGCUAUUCCGCCAAAUAUCUCGAGAGUGAGAACAAACGAUGAUGGUAACGAUUUGACGAAGGAGGUUAGUCCUGUUGGAGACAGGUGGGCACAGAUCCGGAAGAAUGCGGCUGAGAGAGCCGCGCAACGACAGAGCGAGGAGCAGAGUCGGGGCGGGCAAAGCCAGAAGACGGAUGGGGAUGAUGGGGAAACUAGUGGGGAAGAGACCAUCGAAUCCCGCGUCGCCAGAAUCAAAGCCCGUGUAGCGGAGUUGACGGGCAAUAUGGAUACAGGCAAUAGCCCGGCUGUCGCCCCGAGACCUACGAGAAGAGCAUAGACUCAUUCCGAGUCCUUUUUACGGCAUUUCUUUCCUUUUCAGGAGGGAACGAAGAGCCAAAACAACGAACGAAUUCAACUGUCACAUACAUCGACCGAUCGCACAUUCCAUCCUUCCAUUACAGCGCGCACGCAAUACAAAUGCAAAGAAAGAUUUCCUGGAGCCAAAAUCAA
Molecule: messenger RNA, 3649 nt
Organism: Hyaloscypha bicolor E
Lineage: Eukaryota; Fungi; Ascomycota; Leotiomycetes; Helotiales; Hyaloscyphaceae
Product: DUF1708-domain-containing protein
Exons: 6
Coding region: 342-3476 (1044 amino acids)
Source: RefSeq, a predicted model, not a curated record